Saxophila tyrrhenica is the source of this 8862-nucleotide messenger RNA. RefSeq names its product Protein SABRE (gene FMP27). The record is from RefSeq and is a predicted model, not a curated record. Bases 1 to 8862 code for a protein of 2953 amino acids. The transcript is spliced from 2 exons. Lineage: Eukaryota; Fungi; Ascomycota; Dothideomycetes; Mycosphaerellales; Extremaceae.
AUGCUACCACACCCGUCCUUCCUCCUCGGCCUCCUCGUCAUCCUCUACCUCUGCACCUUCGUCGCCUUCGCCAUCCUGCGGAUUGUCACCGGCGUCUCGAUCCAGCGCGUCGGCUUCAGCGGCUUCCGGCGCAUCGGGUUCAGUCUGCGCAAUGGGGUGAGGGUGCACGUGAGGGGCGUGGGGGUGAGUUUGCAUCGGCCUACUUUCGCGCUGCCGACGUGGUGUAGUUUGGUGGUUACCGAGGCGGUGGUGACGGUGGAUUUGAACGCUGUCGGUGACGGGCACGGGAAAGCUAAUGGGGCGGCGGGGAAGGAGAAUGGGAGUCUGGAGAGGGAGAAGAGGGAGCGGAAAGCGGCGCAGGAUGAACGGCAGGAUGAAGAUGGGCAUGGGAAGUUGUGGAGGCGGUUGACGGAGAUCAAGGAGAAGAUCAAGAGGUUGCAUAGUAAGAUUGGGUGGAUUCGGUUGGUGGAUUUGCUGGUGACGGAUACUACGGUCAAUAUUGUGGGCGUCGGGAGCAUACAGCUGGAACGGCUGUCGUUGUCGGUGGACACGAGGUCGAAAACUGUGGACCGGAGCAGGCUGUUUCAGCAUCACAAGACGAAACCGGAUACUCAGUCGCCGGCGGAGUGGAAGUCGAUGAUACGGAGUAUACUUUUCACACCAGAGGGAAGAGACAGCACGGAGGUCCUCGACUAUGCUACGAUCAAUAUCCACGGCAUGCUGCACAAUGAGCUCCAGGGUCUCCGCGACGCUUCCGUGGCGGUCAAGCUCGGACGGCUUAACGUGCCGUACGACGACAUUGAGCACGCGAAGAAGUGCGCGGACAUGCUGCGAGGCAAGUAUGCCCAGCCGAAUCCCGAGCCGGCUACUGUGACGAUCUCGAAUGCGCUGGAGGAGCUGGAGAGGGUGGAGACGCAACAUCAGGAUCAGAUUGUCAGAACGGUGUCUGACUCCAGAGCGUUUGUGGCUUCCAUUCUGCGUGGUAUCCAGGAGGUGCAGUUUGCGGUCAGCUUCUUCGGCCUUUCUAGGAAGAUGAACGUCAGGAGUGACACCGGCAAAGAUGUCUACUUCAAUCUGGCGAUGAAAGAGAUCGGACUGGAUGUGCUGAGGCUGGAUCCGAAGAGUCCAGCGCAUCGGAUGUACUUCGCGAGCAAGGAUGUGGCGCAUCAAGGACUUUUGACCGCGAUUGCGAUAUCUGCUGGGAUUGAUGAUGGCCACGAGCAUCCGGAGAGGAUGGUUUACAUUCCAAUGGUCACGGCUACAGUUCGAACGACCCUGCCCUCCAGGACGAUCCACUACUCGCAGGAGAACAAUGCGAGUGAGAGGAACACGAAUAUACUCUAUGCGAACUUCGUCUGCACUUCGCCUUCUGUGGAUCUGGAUCCUAAGCAUUUGCCACUGGUGCGCGAGGUGCUGAAAAGGCAUUCUUCGUCAGAUGCGCCGAAGCAGAAAAUCCCUUCGAAUCGACAUCAUCUCAUAUCGCAGUUGCUGCCGAAGGCGUACAUUAAGCUGUCCAUCCAGGAACCGGUCAUUCGAGUCUCUUUGCCUCCGAUGCACAGAGAAAAUGCUGCAGAGGAUGACUAUGAUCUGCUCAUCUCUUCAGUCUCUUCAAUUGGGAUCGAGCUAGAGUCGUCUCAUGCGGCUGAAGGGCCACUGCAUUACAGCCUGCGCACGCACUACCGGCAUUCCAGGCAUCACCUGUACUAUCAGACCUUUGCCGGUGACAGGCAUGAUCUUCUGCAUAGCGAUACGGUAGAGCUCCAGGUGGAUGUUAAUGCGCUGCCAGAUGCUGCAGUAGUUGCGAGCGGCCGACUACAGACAUUCACGAUCUACAUGGUGCGACCUGAAAUCUCGGAGGGCGUCCGUCAGAUCGUCAAGCAGUUGAGACGUAAUGUGCUAGCCCGCCACGAUGGCGAAGACAAGCGACAGAUGAGCUUCUUACGACAGACUCCUCAGUGGCUUCAGCAGUGCCGGAUCGAGGGCUCUGAUUUUGGCCUUGAGCUCGCAGGCGUCGACGAGCAGGUGUCCAAGGACCGGAGAGGGUUUGCUCUCCAGCUCGAGUCAUGGACCACCGAGUACAAAGCACAGCGAGACGAGCGGCCCGACAUGUUCACGCGCCGGCACUCGAUUUCUAGAGCCAUGUCGCUCGAAAAGAAGCAGACGAUGGAACAGCGAGAAGCAGAGUCUCCACGCAGGCGUCCGAAGAGUAUUGCAGACGGUCGGCGGCUGACGGUGCAUUUGCAGAAUCUAGAGGGCUUCAUCAUGGACUCUGUUGACAACUCCCCAUCGGAGUCAUGUCUGUCUGUGCCCAGAUUCGAGGUUGCGUUCACGACUUCGACUGACAACAACGGCCCGGUAUUCCACAUCAACUCGCAUGCAAAGAGUAUGCUGAUGCAGUAUUCGCUGUACAACCACUUCGCGAUGGGUGUGGCUGUUAUGGUUAUCCGGAAGACGUUCCUGGAUCUGGACAAAGAAGAAGUCAAGCGUGAAGCUCGGCCGCAGAGGAGUAGGCAGCGGUCACUGCAGGUACCCGGUGAUCUCAACGACGAAGAUGAGGUGGCUAGGCACGAGGUCACCAUCAUCGACUUCAAGGCGAAUCUCAUCCAGGUGAAGGCCCGCAUGCCUGCCGAUCCGCCGAUGAUGAUCCAGCUUUUUAACCCUGAGACAGGCCGUCAUCGCUACGGCACACCUUUCUUGCGCUGCAAGGUCGCUAGGCUGUACGUUCGUGCUCCCCGGACGCAGCGGGCCUGGAGCAGGAUCCUCAGUAUUCGCAUGCUGCGCGUGGACAUGCGAGAGCUGAGACGCAAAGUUGGCAAGCAUCACGUCGCGGAGAAGUCGAUCGACAUUGUGGCAGAAGUCAUCCGCAUUGGCGUGCCGCACUCGCUGGUGGUUCAUACUAUUUUUGACAACAUCACGAAUGUCAUCAAGACGACCAAGCAGCUGCAGCACCAUUUCGUGACGGGCACGAAUGAGUAUAUCCUCGCAAAGGAGCCUGAAGGACCGAAGCAUGUCCCGAGAAUCACAUUGCGAAACCAGCUAUUGAUCUUCGAUAUUGAGGACAGCAGCUUCGAAUUCAAACUGAACUCCAUCUAUCGGGCUGGCUUAAUGGAGCAGAAGCAGAGACUGGCUCGAGAAGACGCUUUCAAGAUGAAGGAGAAGCGACUGGCUCGUUCAAGCAACCGUCGCGGCUCCCAACUACGCGCACGUUCUGCCCAGCCCGAUGGCCGGGCACGCUCGAAGACGAGAGGCGAGGAAACAAACGGCGGCCGGAGAAGCCAGAGUAAUGAGCCAAGAUCUAGGUGGAGUCCGAAGAACAGCCAACGGCAAUCUCGUCGGAGGGGGCGUGCGAUGCGGUAUGAGACGGACGGCAAGUGUGGUAUUAGCGAUACUUCACAGCUGAGCAUCGCUGCCGCAAGAGACAAGCUGGAUCGGCUCAAUGCUCAGUCGUGGAAGACGAGGAUUGAUCGGAUGGCUUGCUUUCAGUCGCAGGCUAUUAGGGACAUUCGCUCCUAUCUUCUGGCUGCAGACGACUUGCCAGAAGAAGCAGAGCAGCAUGAGCCGAUUCUUGCGCUCAGUCGGCGUCCGGGGCUAAUGGUGGCUGCGCUCAAUGAUCUCACCAUCACCAUCGACAAGCCUUCGUUCCCAAUCGAUGAGUAUCCAAAGUUCAUGCACGACAUUGGGAAAGGCAUGCCUCAUGACAUGAAGUACGGGCUGCUUGUCCCAAUGAGCCUGCACAUCACCAUGAGCGAAGCUCGAUUCCAGCUUCGCGACUACCCACUGCCAUUGUUGCAUGUGCCGGCGCUGGCGAGCGGACAGUCGCCUAGGCUGCCUAGCUUGUCCAUGCGGACGGACUUCGUCAUCGCUGAGGAGUUCCGGGACAUCGAAUCUCAGCGACAUGUCAACGUGGAGGUGGUGCCGAAGGAGAAGAUGAGCACGGAGUCUGCUUUCACUAUCGAUGUUCGCAGGACGAUAUCGCCUGUGAAAACGUACUCGAAUAUGAAAUUCGAAAUCAACACCAGCCGGCCCACCAAGAUCACCUGGGGCACGUCUUAUCAGCCUGCGAUUCAGGAUACCAUGCAGGUUGUGGAGGCCUUCACGAAGCCAGCGGUCGAUGUUUCCGACCGAGUCGGCUUCUGGGACAAGAUACGCCUGGGCUUUCACUCGCGCGUUAAUGUUGCGUGGAAGGGCGACGGCGAUGUCCAUCUUGUGCUCAAAGGCUCGCGAGAUCCGUAUGUCGUUACAGGGACUGGAGCGGGUUUGGUUAUGGUUUGGCGAAACGAUGUGCAAUGGAAUAUUGCGCAGAGCAACGACCCGCGCCAGUUCAUGACGGUAGACAGCAGCGACUACAUCCUGGCUGUGCCCGACUUCGGCGGGUAUGCGAGGUCCUCGCAGGAGUUCAACGAAGGCGAUGCUGGAUCAUCGAGCAGCACGAGCAGUAAUCCGAGGGACGCCGUGUUCAAAAAGGUCGUCAUGAAGCUGUCUGGCAAGGUGCGAUGGCUUGGUGGUAUGGUGUUUGAACGAGAUGUGGGAGAUGGCUCGAGAUCGUUCGACUUCAUCCCGCAUUACAACGUUGUCCUCAAGGACCCUCAGUACGCAAAGGCGCCACCUGGGAAGGAGUACGACGCUUACAGUGGCUUCCGGAGUCACCACAUCCACAUGUCAGUUGCCGUGGCUGCACCGCACGAUCGGCAGUGGUCUGUCACCAAUGUGCAGCCUUCGAACAACUACAACGCAAUACACCUGACGCCGCGCUUCUUCUCGCACUUCUACAGCUGGUGGUCUAUGUUCUCGGGCAUCAUGUCGUUACCCAUUCGACAAGGACCGCUCUGGGGCGGUAUGACGAAGAAGAGCAAGAAGCUGGGCCGCCAUCUCGCCACUUUCAAGUACAACGUCCUUCUGUCACCGCUGUUUGUCAGCCACGUCUACAAGCACAAAGACGCCGAAGACUACCAGGAGAACGUGGUCUCAGCCACCGGCCUCAAAAUGAGACUCGACAGCUUCAUGCUCGACCUCCACCAACGCCGCGAGUACUUCGACAUCAAGGGCCACGAAGGCGCUCAGUCAAAGACAUCGAGCGGCAUACGCAUCAACCAAGCCCAGCUGGACUUCAUCCACGCCGAUCUCCGUGCGCUUUCUGCUAGUAUUGCUGGCACGAGCACUGAAGACAUCGAGAAAGCGAAUGAUGACGCCCUUGCUUCGCUGUACGGGCAGCUGCCUGUGGUGGAUAUGUCCAAGUUCACGAUUCCUGACAACGACUUCUCGUGGAUCGAUAUGGAUGACUUUGUCGAGCUGGAUUGGAUUCUACCUGCUGAGUCGGACCCGGAGACGAAGAUCUUGCCGCUCGGGUAUGCUCCGCGCUUCACGUACUUCAGGCAGACGGAUCACCAUGGGUUCAUUGCUGGUGAUUCGACCAGAAGGAGUACGUUCGGCGAGGAGCCCACGCAUUACUGUGUGAUGUCUGCAAAGAACGAUCCCAGAAGGGUGCAGGUGGAGCUGAUCGAGAAGCGGCUGCACAAGCUCAACGAGCAGAGGACGCACAAUGAACGAGCUGCUGGCGAUGCUGAGCUGAAGUUCGUCCAAAGCGUCACCACAGACAGCAAGGAGCGGGAGAAGCUGCGAGAGAAUCUGGACGCCCUUCGUACCCAUGCCGACUUGUUGGAGCGGAAGUACCACUUUCUAGAGGCAAUGUUGGAAACACUUUCCCAACGACUGGAGAGUGACGAUCCUUCCGCGGUUCCUGACCUGGAGACCAGCGAGGCCUUCUUUGAGGCUCAUGAGAAUGCUCAACCGGCGAUGGACGACAGUGAAGACAUUGAAGCUGCACCGCUGGCGGACUACACGAGUGACUUCAACAACCGCUUCAUCGUGCAUAAUGCGCAGAUCAAGUGGAACAACUCGCUGCGGAAUAUCAUCCUGCGAUAUAUCCACCAGGUCAGCCAGCGUCGUGGAUUCGUCUACUACAUGUCGCGGCGAGCAGUCAAGUUCAUCCUAGACGUCAUUGAUGAGCGAAAGAAGACAGAGGAUGUGGCGACGCCGACCCGAAAGAAGUCCGUUGCUACUGAGCAAGGACCGAUGUCGCCGGAUAGUAUCGACGACGAGUCCACGAUACAGGAUCGUAUCGAUCAGCUGUUGAAAGAUGGACGGUCCUUCGUUAACGCAGAAGAUCAGGCCGAUACUAAUGACGUCGAGAAUGUUCCCGACGCCGCAGGAGCAGGCCCUACUGACGACAUUGCUGUCGAGUAUACACCGCUCAAUACCUACCACUUCCGCCUGAUUGCUCCUCAAAUUCAGCUGCAGAGCGAGAAGAACUCGAAGGCUGCAGUCUUGGUAACAGCCAAAGGCAUGCAGCUCAAGGUCGUGCAGAUCAUGGACAAGGACAGAGUCAGCGAUGACGUUUCCGGUCUGGUGCAACGACGGUUUAGAGCGGCUGCGGAUAGUUUGCAGAUGUUCGUGACGACGACCAAAACCUUCACGACGGAACAUCUGCACAUGUACAGCGCCAAUCGUUACGGUGCGAAGGCAGGGACCUACUGGCCGCCUUGGGUGCCAAUGGAGAUGAUGUUCGAGUUCGAGACGAACCCGUACGGCUUCAGCAGGGUGGUGCAUCGGACGUCGACCAGCCUGAGAUACGACAAGUACAACACCUUGCGGCUGAAAUACAACGACGACAUCUCCGGCGGCGAGUCUACAAAGACUACCUCAAGAGCAGACGAAGCAGAAAGCCGGAUGGACCACGUCUGGCUUGAGUUCCCACAUAUUCGGGCCAUAUGCGACUCGGCACAGUACUUUGCGCUCUACAUCAUUGUCAUGGACUUGCUUUUGUACAGUGAGCCGCUCGAGAAGACACGCACCGAGCGCUUGGAGAAGAUCAUGCUCGCUUCCGACUUCAGCGACUUGUCCGGUGCCCCCGAGAUGGUGCAAAUGCUGCAGGAGCGCAUCCGCCAGCUCGAAGAGAUCAAGAUGCACUUUCAGGUCAAUGAGAAGUACCUUGAUCGCCAAGGCUGGAAGGACCGGAUAGCGAUGGACCAGGAUCUUGCGGGCUGCGAGGACGAGUUGUUCUUCAUGAUGAAAGCUAUCACCACCGCCCAACAGCGGGUGGAGGAUCGACGUGAGCAUGAGAAUGUCGCUGGUUCAGUGCAUCUCAAUAUGUCUGCCAAGGAGAUCGCAUGGCACAUGAUCCGUGGGAAGGACGAGUCCUUGAUGGAGGUGCAGCUCAGCAAUGCAUCGUUUGACCGAACCGACAACAAUGACGGGUCAAACUACAACUCUAUGGAAAUUGGACGUAUCAAUGGUUACAAUCUCUUGCCCGAUGCACUGUAUCCGGAGAUCAUUGGGCCAUUCAUCGACGAGAGCCGGGGCUUCCAUGAGCAUAAGCACGGCAAGAUGUUGCGGGUGCAUUGGCUGAUGCUGGAGGCGAUUGCGGGAAUACCUGUCGUUGACUACUUUGAAGUCGACCUGGUGCCGCUGAAAGUGCAGAUCGAACGAGAAGUGGCCAAAAAGCUGUUUGAGUAUAUCUUCCCCGGUGUCGGCGGCAAUGCUUUCGAAGGAGGUGGCUUCAGCCCGUUCAUGGUCAAGAACAUGCUGCCCACCCAGGAGGAAGAGGACGAGUCCGAGGCUAAAGGCACGGAUGCUCCGACUCCAAUGGUCGAAGACCUGGAGCCAACCAACAAGCCGAGCCACGGAAGCGGUCUGGCAUCACUUGAGGAGCGCUUGAAGCCGACCGUACAUCUGCAGACGAGGAAGAAGCCCCCGGAGAGCAGAGGACUGGGCAUCUCCGCCGCCAGAGAGCAUGUCCACGGCUUUGGCCUAUUCCAGCACUCCGACCGCUCCCGCUCCGCCCUACCAGGUCGCGCACCGGCGUCUCAACAGGCACUCGCCUCAACCAACAACCUCAGCCCCAUGUCCCGCACAACCAGCGAACGCUCCCUCGCCACCAUGCGCAGCAGCGCCAACGGCAGUGAGCCCGAGAAACGCCGCUUCCUCCACCGCACACACAGCGAAGAGCGCAAGAAGGAGACCGAACGCUCCGACGACCUGACCCAGAUGAUGAACAGAGCCAGCAACUACAUGACCCUCUCCUUCGUCAAGAUCCCCUCCAUGGUGCUCUGCCUCAGCUAUAAAGGCCAGGGCAAGCGCAACCUCGAAGACGUGCAUGAUCUGGUCUUCCGCAUGCCGACUCUCGAGUAUCGGAACAAGACCUGGUCGAAUCUCGACCUUGCAUUGCAGUUGAAGAAGGAUGUCAUUCGCGCUCUGAUAUCGCAUGCCGGAGCCAUCGUCAGUAACAAAUUCUCCCACCACAAACCUACCCGUCUGCAGCAGACAAAGCUGCGCGAGAUCGCGAAUAUGAGCACGUUCAUGAGCCCGCGCGCCAGCUCCACGGCGCUGCAGGAAGGCGGCCCCAGCGAGGACAGCAGUCUGAACGAGCGGAGUGCUCGGUCGCCGGAGCGAAUGGGGAGACCUAGCACGGCCAGCGCAAGACCUAGUACGUUGAGCAGGAGUAUCUCGGUGACUUCGAGUACCCCUUCCGGAUCCAGUCAUGCCGGGGACAAGGUGGAGGAGGCCAACGGGGCGGUAACGCCCGGUGCGGCCGGGAGUCUUAGUGGGCAGCCGAUGAAUGGACAGGGGACGCCGAAGAGGAGGAUGUCUUUGCCUAGAUCCUCGCCGGGGGCUGGGGAGGGUGAUCAGUACUCCCGCCUCCGCACGGCAUCGAUGUCACGCCGCCUCUCUGGCUUCGGAGAUCGGCUGCGCCAGCGACCUAGCAACAGCAACAGCAAUGAGGGAGAGGAGACGGAUGAAAGCAGGCGGAAGAACAAGCUAGUGCUCAGUGGGCAGAAGCUGCUGAGGACUUUCAGGGAUCAGUAG